CCUGUGUAAAGAAACAGCAGCGCCGCCUCGUCUGUGCCUGAAACGUCCCAAUGAGCCUAAAUGGCAGCUUGACCUCGUUAGAGGCAGCCUCCAAACGGUCACUGUGGGAUAAGAAUAAACCUUUUCUUCUAGAAAGUGAGCAAUGAAAGUAUUCACUACGUCAGGAAAGCCUUGAGGGCUGUCGCAAAGGUGUUGCCCUCUCUAUUCACCCCCACAGAAGCCUGAGACGGAGUGGCAGAAGGUGGAGUACCUCAUGGAGUUCGGCCAGUGGCUCCACCACAGACACUUUCCUCUCGAGGACGUGGUCUUCCACCUCCGCUGGGCCGUCGAGAUCCUGCUGGCCAUGAAGCCACCCAGCGACGCCCCGGAAGCAGAGCCCACACCGGACGGGGAGUACGUGGCCGUGCAGAUGCCCCCACAGAGCUCCGUGUCCGAGGCUGGGGAGGUGGUGUCCUUGGAGCAGCUGCGUAGCGUGCGGCAGCUGGAGGCACUGGCCCGUGUGCACAUCCUACUGGCACUGGUGCUGUCGCCGGGUGCCGAGGGCUACGAGGACUGCUGCCUUGCAGCCUAUGCCUUCUUCAGGCACAUCUGGCAGGUUUCCUUGAUGACAGCAGGAAAAUCGGUUCUAGAAAGCAGACCCCUGGCAGCAACCAGCUCACAUCUGUUAUUGCCUAAAAAAGAGAAGGAGAAUGAGAGGAGUAAAGAGAAGGAGAAGGAGAAGGGAAAGGAGGAGAAAGCCAAGGAGCCCAAGCAGGUGGUGCCCGGGCGGCCGUGGUGGAGAGGCCGGGCCCAGGAUGGCCUGUGCCUCAGUUUCCCUGCCUGUCAGGGUUCUCGGAGGAGCCCCAGGUGGCCUCAGUGCAGAGGCUGGGCCCUGGCCGGCCUGUGUGCCCCGGUUUCUCUCCCUGUCAGUAUGUCUGUAAAGCACCUGGCGUGUCCCUGGCGGGAAUCCCGGGCCUGGAGCUAGCCACGUAACGCAUGCGGCUUGCACAAAGCACAUCGUCCCAGGUCUGCCAGGCUCGGAGGCCAUGGCAGUAGACACAGCCCAGGGUCUGGGUCCCAGAGCAGUGAGAAAAGUGUUUUUUUAAUCCCAUGAAACCUUUCUCUCUGCAAGUAUCCACUUCUGAAAGUGCUGGGCAGAGAAACCACUUGGCCGCCCAGCUUCCCAGAGCGGGACACUCACACCCAGACCCUGGCACGAGCACUGCUGAGCUCACCAGUCAGCUGUCAGAGGGGAGAUGCAGGAGGCAGAGGCUGCAGAGCCUUAGCUCCUGGAAGUCCUGAGCCUGGGCACCCCCAGGCCGACUCUGGCUGUGCACAGGGCAGACAGCUUUGCGUGCACUGCCUGGAAACAGUGUCAGAGGCUGGAUCUGGGUGCUCGCUGGGGUCUGCUGGUAGGAGGGAUGCCGGCUCCCCAGGGCUGUGGCCUGCCUGCUGCACAGCCAUGCCGGUGGGGGCUGGGGGGCGGUGUCUGCUGUUUCCACCGUUUCAGGGAAAUCCUGCAUUCUUACCUUUCUAGUGUCAAAGCCCAGCUCCUAACAAACAACUAGAAGACUUACCCACGAGCAUAGAAGAGUGGGCUUCCUACUCCUGCCCCGAGGAAGUGCUGUCUGUGCUGAAACAGGACAGAAGUGACUCUACUGUUAACCCCUCAAGUAUCCAGAAGCCGACGUACAGUUUGUAUUUCCUGGACCACCUGGUCAAGGCCCUGCAGAAGAUGUGCCUACACGAACUCACGGUCCCCGUCCUGCAGUUGGGGGUGCUGAUUUCGGACUCCGUGGUGGGAAGCAAGGGCCUGGCGGAUCUCUACCACCUUCGCCUCGCCCACAUGUGCUCCGAGCUGAAGCUGAGCGAAGCAGCUGCGCACCAUGAAGAGGCGGUCGGGCAGGUGUACGUCAGCGAGCUGGAGCAGGCCAGCUGCAGGAAAGAGAUCGCGUUGAAAAAAGAGAAAAAUAAGGAACCUUUAUUAGAAGAAAGCCUGCCGACACUGAGUGAGCAGACACUUCCCAUCCGGCCUGGGGAGAUCAAACCGCUGGAAGCCAAGGACAAGAUUUUGAAGAUGAAUGGGGAGACCGGGAAGGGCCUGGAUGGGACAUCCUUUCCCCUCCUGUGGAUGCUGAAGGCAGAAGUUCUGCUGGAGAUGAACCUGUACCAGCCUGCACGGCUGCUCCUGUCGGAGGCUCAUCUGGCUUUCCAGGAGCUGGAUGAGCCCUGUGCAGAGGCCCAGUGCCUGCUCCUCCUUGCACAGUUGGCCAACAAGGAGAAAAACUAUGGACAAGCCAAGAAAAUGAUUGCACAGGCCCAGGCCCUGGGUGGAAGUGAGGAGUUCUGGUACAAUUCCACUCUGACCCUGGCAGAGGCGCUCUUGUCCAUGGAACACCCAGGAAGAGAAGCUACGGUAAGAGGCACGGGGACCUGGGGCUGCACGUUGGAUGCUCUGCCUGGCAGACCGCUGAUGACACGCCUGGAUCCAUCCCUGCCCACCCUCAGACACGCCGGUAUCCGCCCCCGCCUGUCCUCAGGCCUGUAUCUGUCCCCGCCUGUCCUCAGGCCUGUAUCCACCCCCGCCUGUCCUCAGGCCUGUAUCUGA
Chlorocebus sabaeus (green monkey) is the source of this 2587-nucleotide messenger RNA. The record is from RefSeq and is a predicted model, not a curated record. NCBI's taxonomy places the organism in Eukaryota, Metazoa, Chordata, Mammalia, Primates, Cercopithecidae.